This is a messenger RNA of Lontra canadensis (Northern American river otter), 1967 nucleotides long. RefSeq names its product MFNG O-fucosylpeptide 3-beta-N-acetylglucosaminyltransferase (gene MFNG). The transcript is spliced from 8 exons. NCBI's taxonomy places the organism in Eukaryota, Metazoa, Chordata, Mammalia, Carnivora, Mustelidae. Bases 231 to 1196 code for a protein of 321 amino acids. Gene Ontology annotation, molecular function: O-fucosylpeptide 3-beta-N-acetylglucosaminyltransferase activity. Gene Ontology annotation, cellular component: Golgi membrane. The record is from RefSeq and is a predicted model, not a curated record. Gene Ontology annotation, biological process: pattern specification process; regulation of Notch signaling pathway.
UCCCAAAGCCGGGCGGGAGCUCGUCGGGAGCAGGUGGGGAGGGCCGGCGGCGGCGGCGGGGCCGCCGGGGCUUGGCCUCCGGGGCCAGAGCACUAGUCCCCACCUCUCCCCUCCUCGCCUGCCCCCCAUGCCUACCAGACUUUUGCCUUGGCCGGGGCCCCCGACGAACCAGCCUCACCUCCCUGUCCGGCGGGGAUUCGGGGGCUGAGCUGUCUGGGGUCCCAGGGCCAAUGCAGUGCCGCCUCCUCCGGGGCCUGGCGGGAGCCCUCCUCACCCUUCUGUGCAUGGGGCUCCUCUCCCUACGGUACCACUCGAGCCUGUCCCCACAGGGCGUGCAGGAGACCCCCAGGCUGUGCCCGCCAAGCCCUCUGCCCCAUGAGCUGCAGCUGCACGAUGUCUUCAUUGCAGUCAAGACGACCCGAGCCUUCCACCGCUCCCGCCUGGAGCUGCUGCUCGACACGUGGGUCUCCAGGACCAGGGAACAGACGUUUGUCUUCACUGACAGCCCAGAUGAAGGCCUCCAGGAGAGACUGGGGUCCCACCUCGUGGUCACCAACUGCUCUGCUGAGCACAGUCACCCCGCCCUGUCCUGCAAGAUGGCUGCUGAGUUUGACACCUUCUUGGCCAGCAGGCUGCGGUGGUUCUGCCACGUGGAUGAUGACAACUACGUGAACCCAAGGGCACUGCUGAAGCUGCUGAAAGCCUUCCCACAGACUCGCGACGUCUACAUAGGCCGGCCCAGCCUGAACCGGCCUAUCCGAGCUUCUGAGCCCAGGCCCCACAACCGCACGAGGCUGGUACAGUUCUGGUUUGCCACCGGGGGUGCUGGCUUCUGCAUCAACCGCGAACUGGUUUUGAAGAUGGCCCCGUGGGCAAGUGGCUCCCGCUUCGUGGAAACAUCCGCCCUCAUCCGGUUGCCCGACGACUGCACCGUGGGCUACAUUGUCGAGUGCAAGCUAGGCGGCCGCCUGCAACCCAGCCCCCUCUUCCACUCCCACUUGGAGACCCUACAGCUGCUGGGGGCUUCCCAGCUCCCAGAGCAGGUCACCCUCAGCUAUGGUGUCUUUGAGGGGAAGCUCAAUGUCAUUAAGCUACAAGGCCCCUUCUCCCCCGAGGAGGACCCUUCCAGGUUCCGUUCCCUCCAUUGUCUCCUCUAUCCAGAUACUCCUUGGUGCCCACAACUGAUGGCCAGAUGAACCCUGAACAGUGGGGCAAAAUUUGGGCUGAGGCUUCUGGUUGUCCUUGGUCUCCCCAGGCAGCCCUGGGGACUUGUGGCAAGCGCCUUUUGUGGGGGAGUCCCUGGCCAGGCCUCUGAGUGGUGGGUCAACCCAGGAUUGGAUGGUGGCUGGCAGUGAAGGCGUGGCAUCCUAGGCCUCUGGGAGGUGGGUUGGACAGCCCAGAGAACAAGUGCACCAGGGGAGGGCCUGAGAGGCCCCAGGGGCUGGGCUUCUAUGGGCCUUGGGUGGCUGAACUGAAAAAGCACAGAGAACCCCUGAAGCGGGUUGGGGUUCAGGGUUCCUAACCUCCAGAGGAUCACAUGGGCCCUGGGGUGGGGUCUGGCCUCCACCCCCAGCUCUGGUCUCUGUCAUUCCCCUGGGGUCAAGCACUGGGCCAUCCAUUCCGAGCUCCUUCAGCUGGAUCUCCAACCCCUGAGGGGGCCCAGCUGGAAUAAGGACAGAGCCCAGGGCCUGGGGCAGGGACUGUCAUUGCUGACCAGUGGCCAGCUCCUUGCUCCGACCCCUGGCAAACAGAUCCCAUUUCGUUUGGGGUAUCAGCGUGCUCAGACCCAGAUGGCGGAUGGUGAUGGUUCCCAGCCCAUCGUGACCGUCCUUUUGCUCACUUUCCCAGCCUCCCUUGCUCAGUGUGUCAGUGUGAAAUAAGCAAGGCCAAUGGAGAGGCUCCUGGGGAAGAUUUUGUGGCCUUGUACCCAUCUUCAUGCUGUGAACGUGGGUGUGAUGUCUGGAUCU